Messenger RNA from Monopterus albus (swamp eel), 6825 nucleotides. Its product is annotated as NHS-like protein 1. Gene Ontology annotation, biological process: cell differentiation. Bases 44 to 5140 code for a protein of 1698 amino acids. The transcript is spliced from 11 exons. NCBI's taxonomy places the organism in Eukaryota, Metazoa, Chordata, Actinopteri, Synbranchiformes, Synbranchidae. The record is from RefSeq and is a predicted model, not a curated record.
ACUCUAUCUGCUGCAGCCUCAGGCGCAUGUGUGUGGCGUCGUUAUGGUUCUGAUCGGAGCAGCGAUCAAGUCCGUCCUCAGAUAUCUCAGUAAGACCACAGGGGACGGGGACAGCAAGUGGUCUGUGCACUACACUACCCAGACGCCCCCACCGGGCCUGUUCUUCAUCCCUGGAAAAAGGCAGCGCAGUGCUGAUGACCUGCAAGCGUGUAACGGGCUGACUCAGCAUGGACCCGCCAGCUCUCACCGCCACCAGCCGAGCCCCGCCUCCUCUCCAUCCGCUUCUGGCCUCAACCAAUCAGAGGCCAGCACACAUAUAGGGUGGAAGAAUAAAAGCCAGAAUUUGUCAUCAGCCUCAUCAGGGGAAGAGGAGAGGUUUGUCUUGAACAACACACGACCUCUGACCCCACUUAUCCUGAACCCCAUAAACUUCACCUCCUGCUGGGAUGGUUUCGCCCCCGCUUAUGAGCCAGCAGUUGGUGCGGAGAUGGAGCCGACCUCCCGGCUUCCAACACCGGAGGAAAGGAUGAGGCAACAGGCUGAGACAGUGGGCACCAAUAUAGUCCCUAUCAAUGUAACAGGUGAGAGUUUUGAUCGGCAGGCCAAUUUUCGCAGAAUGGCUUCCAAUGCCGACUCGUUAUCCUGGCGACCUUGUAACCUAAGCCGCCACAAUAAAGUUACGGGGAUACCUGAUGGUGUCAGCCAGAAGCCAGACUCGCCUUUGGUUUCUUCAGUUCUUCCCGGCCAGUUCUCCACUGUGGAUCAACCUGUGUCAUCCUCCUGCACCUACGCCCACCAGCAAAACACCACAGAAGAAGAGGUGGAGGUGAAGGAUAGGGCAGAAAUCAGAAAGGAGGGGCAGACCACAGUGAGGAGGAUUCGAUCCCCAAAAGAAGGAGGGAUGGCCAGCCUCAUGGCCUCCCUCACCUCCUCUCCACGUUUCUGCUCGUCCUCUUUGGAGUCACAAGAUCUACAGGGUUUCCCCAGCGACUUCCAGCCCCUACUGCCCUUUGACCCCACUGCCAGAGUCACUCCCCUGUCUCCUUUCUCCUCCUCCUCUUUCUUGUCUUCCUCCCCUGUCACCUCCUCCCUCCCCGGCUCCCCCAGCUGUGUCCUCCGGUCAGAGUGGUCCUACCCCAAUGAUAAGUCUCUGAAUGAGGCUGCCCUGCAUCACACUUCCACCUCCUCGUCCCACUACCUCUCCUCUUCCUCGAUCACAGACUCAGAGUUUUGCAACCAGGUCCUGGAUGACCAAGCUGCCACCCAGCACAAUGCUCAGUGUUCAAACAGUGGUGGCUCUUACAGCUGCCAGCCCGGCUCUCCCAACUCCAGUGUUCACAGCAGCCAGACCAGGGGCGACUGGAGCAGCAUGACCCAAGAGACAAGGUGUGCUUCUGGUGAAGGUUGGAGCUGUGACCCCCUGCCGUCCUCCGGCCGAUCUUCCCCUGCCUCCACUGAUAGCAAUGUCGCACGUCCCCGCCUGAAGCGUACCACGCAGCAGACACCCACCUUGUCUCCUUACACCUUCCAUGACCCCUGGGUGCCCCAGAGCAACACCAAAACACACCAGAAUGGGUUUAACUGUGGAACAAUAGCAACGUUUGAACCCUUAAGCCCUGAUGGCCAGGCAGCAGCCCCCGGUGACUCUCCUUCCUCUGAGCACCUCUCCCUAAGCUCCAGCCACUCUCAUGCCCACGUCUCCACACCUGGAUCUCCAGGCUUAGAGGAGGAGGGCCCCUCCUCCCCUGGAGCCUUUUCUCUCCCCCUGACCUCCCCUUCUUCCUCUUCACACUCCCUUCCCUUGUCCCCUCCUGUCUCCUCCUUGCCCCAGACAAAGUCUCGGGGCAAAGGGAGGCCAAAGCCACCAGUACCAGAGAGGAAGUCGUCGCUCCUCUCCUCCCGCUCAUCCUCAUUCUCCUCCACCUCUUCCCUCUCCUCCUGCACCUCAUCAGAGCAUCCUCUUCUCCCUGCUCCUCCCCUUCCUCCUUCACCCCCGCCUCUUCUCCCAUCUUCAUCCCUCCCGACUCCUCCUCCUCUACCUCCCUCAUCUCGGCCUCCUCCUCCCCCUUACUCAUAUGCCAUCAGGCAGUCCUGUCAUCAUGCUCUGGAGUCCACCAUGUCAUCAUCAACUAACUUCCCUCCUCCCUCAUCAUCUCCUCUUCCUCCCCCUUCAGAACUCCCAGAAUCAUCACUCGCUGAACUUCCUCCCCCACUGCCACCUCCUACUCUUCCUCCCCUCUCCACAUCCUCUCCCACUCCCCCUCCAUCAACCCUUGGCAAGUGCCAAAAACACUGUGCUAAACUGGCAACACCCCCCCACCCUCUGGUCACUGCCCAGGCAUUACAGGGCGUCAAACUUCGCUCUGUCAAGAAGCAGGAAGGGCAGCUCACUAGCACUGGUCUAGUGACUGCUGCAUCUGCUGAUGCUACACUUAACAACCAAGCUGGCAUGCUGUCAGCUAGUGCUAACCAUGCUAACACUAGCCAUCAUCUGCCAAGCAAAGAAGCUUGUCCAGACUGUGCUGUGGCCAAUGCUAGGUUUGAUGGGAUGACCAGCACUGAUGGUAAACUAGCUGGACCUGGGUCACACAGUGCUGUCUCUAGUCUUAGUAGCAGUGAAGCUACAGGCUCUCAUGACCUAGCCAGAGCUGAUGCAAAGCAGCCUGGACUCAAAUUAGAUCAUGAUUCCUGUAACCUAACACAAACUAUGAUGAGGACACCAAACAAUGAGUCCACUCAUGCUAGCCUUCAGAGCCCACCAGAUAUUGUUCGUAACCCAGCUAAUCAAAGAAGCCCUGGGUCUCAGGGGGCCACUGAACAAGAGAGGAAAGAGAGAGCCAUGUAUGCUGUGCUGGCAAACAGUGGACAUUCCAGUCCUGGUAGUCACUGGGAGAAGACAUCUUACGGUACUGAUAAAAAUCACAUCAGCAAAAUCAUCAAACUUUCUUCCUCACAACAUCAACAGGCCCGUGAUACAGUGUUAACAGACACUGUGCCAACGGAGUCUGCAGAGAAACAGUGGAACACUGAGGAUGCUGGGCACAAAGAUACUUCAUACUGGACCCUGUCUGGAACAAACCGAGGGUCUCACAGAGAAAGCAAGAGAAUGCUGUCUGAGAGCAAAGAUGAAGUGGACACCGAUGACAAGAAUAGUUCAGAAAAGUGGAGUCACAGAGCAGCUGGUGGAGAUUCCACAGCAGACACUGAUGCAAAUCAGAGUAAUAGCAUCUUUAAGCCACGUGGCCAGGGGAAACUGCGCUCCCCAGAGAAGCCAGUCCCACCAAAGAAGCCUGAUCUGUGUAUCUUGGUGUCCCCCGAGGCCAGACGGGGACAAAUCACAGCACCACCUGCUCAUCCCGGCUGCACACCUUUGCACACACAACAUGCACCUUCACUAAAGCACUUGGCCUGCACCAGUGGAGAAACAACCACUCCUGACCAGUCACUGACCCACACAACUUCACCUCCACACUCAGUAAGCACACCUGUUGAUGUCACCACACACUCACCCAGCAGCUCCCCUAAGAUGCAGAAGCCACCAAAUUUACACAGUAAGACUGAUCUCUCAGUGACCUCACCCAGAACAACUACACCACGGUCUGCUCCCAAAAACCCAGGGGAGGAAGCCAGAGGCACCUCUGGGACCUAUGGCACUCUGGAGAGCACUGGUGCUUCACAGACUCAGAGCACUACAGGGACCCAGGGGACCUGUAGCACCUUAGGGAAGUCAGGAGCCAGCGGAGCUACCUCCACCCAAACUGGACGAACAGACUGGCAUCGUGCUGAGAUCCUGAGGACGAGUGCAGAUGAUGAGAGAAUAUUUCAAAAGAGAAUGAUGAGGUCAUCGCUGGCUGAAGAUGAAGAGGAAGAUGAGAAGGAAAGGGUGGAACAAAGAGGGAUGAAUACGACAGUGAUGAUGAUGUCGUCUUUCACAAAGAAGAAAGACAGGGCAAAGAAGAGGAGGAAGAGGAGGGUGGGCAGGCAGCUGCUAAUGAUGUCACCAAAAAUGGAGCUCUCCCCCUCUUCAUCAACAUCAUUGUCAUCAUCAUCCUCCUCCUCAUCUGGAGAUGAACGUGAUGUGGUGAAAGACAGAAUAAUGCCAACAGAGAAAGUGAGGAUGAUGACAGAAGUGUGUGAUGAAGAGUCAAGUGACUCUGAAAGCUCCUGCGCUCUGAACCAUCACAGCAGGAGCUCCCUCUGCAGCACAGUGUCCACUGGGAGCCUGCAGGGGAAGCUGUCGCUUCCUCACCGCCUUAUACAGGAAAACGAGGAAGAAAGGAGGGGUCAAGAGGCACAGGAGAGCAAAGCAGCUCCAGGCAGUAAGCUGGGUUCACUGCAAUCCAUCCUGCCAGAACAGGAAGCGUUGCCAAUCAGACAUGAUGUGUUCCUCGGUGUUUCAGCGGAUCAGAUGUUUGUUUCUGGUCAACCACGAACCACAGAGGACCUGUUCGCUGUCAUCCACAGGUCUAAAAAGAAAAUGCUGGGACGGAGGGCUUCAGAAGAAGACAGACAUUGCAUCAUGUCUUCCUCCUCUUCUUCCUCCUCCUCACUGCCGGUAGCCCCUGCUGACCCCUUGCCCCUCCUAACCAAGCCUGCAGCCCUCACAAGUCAAAGGUCAAUGAGAAGCGAGAGCUUCAAGGCUCUCCUGCUUAAGAAGGGCACUCGGUCCGAUGCAUCUUCUCGAAUCUCAGCCGUGGAGCGGCUCUGCAGAGUUUCUGCCUCUGCUUCCACUACUGUGUCGUCACUGCCACCCCCAGCAGACCAACCCCAGCAUACACCCACAGGUUUGUACCAGGACAUUGAUGCCCACCUGACACUGGAUGUACCACUGCCCCCCACGUCUCUGUGCACUCAGAACUUCCCUGUUACACUGAGGCAGAGGGAUCUAACACAGAAUCACCUCCUCUUCACCUCCUCCUCUCCUGUCUUCUUCCUCUCAUCCUCCUCCUCCAUGCGUCCUCGCUCCCUCACUCCUCCCUGCUUCACCAGCCGACGUUUUGCCGCUCGCUGCCAUCUCUAUGUCACCCCCAUGACCGCCAUCUCUGAGGGGGAAUGUGAGGAGGAACAAGAGGAAGACAAAGCUUUUGAGACUCCAGGAGCCGAAGGUGAAUUGAGCCCGAGAUUGGUUGAAAUUUCUUGAUGUAAAGAGGCAGCUCGGAUUAGGUCUAAAGCAGAAAUAAAACUGGCUUUGUGAUGCUUUGCCGCGACUCCACAUGAACAGCUGAACUGAACAACAGACCUCAUCAGGUUUCAGCUGUCAGCCAACAUGUUGCACUGCCUCAGCAAACUGGACUGGACUCCCCACCACCUGACAUAUUUAACUGAAUGUACCUUUCUGAUGAGGAACGUGUCUCUGGGAGCCACACUUACAGUAUAAACUACAGAAGCCUGGAGGGGACAUGUGUAGCGAAGCUUCAUGGAUUUUCUCCUGACAAAUCACAGUCUCAAGAAAACAAGCUCGAUGCAGUGACACCGCAACACCUCCAGUUAAUGUGCCUGCUUUUAGACAGUGGUCAUCAUGCUACUUAUUUGUCUGUUUUCCAAAUUGCAUGGACAUUAAACCUCAAAUGUUUGUCUUCUCUUUCUUCUACACAAGAAGCUGACUUGUGCUCUUCAGCUUGUUGUCUUGAGAUCUGAUUAAAUGAUAAUUGUAGUAUAACAAUAAUAAUGUCAAGCAGUUACAUUGUAAAGUUUUACUUAACUUUAUACCACAGUAAAAUUGUUUCUGCUCCGGGGGAGUAUCAAAAAACUUUUUUCUGAUUCUAAUGAUAACAAAUCAGAGUUUACUCAGUGAUGGGAGCUCGGUAGAUUGGGUUGGAUUAUGCCAGAGUAAAUAUUCCAGCCUCUCUGUGAAACUAACUUAUACUGCUCUUGUUUUAAAUGGAAGGGAGUUUCUUUUUUCAUGCAAACACAUCAACAGAUGUAACUGUGGGAGAAAGAGGAUGAGAUGGGUUCAGCUCUCCCCCAGUCUGAAAACACACCUCAGAUGAUCAUUGUAGUAACUUCCACCACUGUAAACAGCCGUGUCAUGACAAUGUUGAUUUAGCUCAAAUAUCACAAGGUGAGAAUUCUACUCUAGUAGGUUUUGUGGAGUCGCUCAUGUUGAUGAUCAUAAAGUCCCUGAUCUGCAGGAGUUUGUUCUGUUUCAGUGGUCGCCUGAGCAAAGUGAAAGCAGCUCGAUGGUGCAGGUCAUGUUGUACUGAGCUGAGCAACAGAACCGCCUGUUGAUGUGUUUAGUUUAAGUUUUGACCCAACACUAUUAUUAUGAGGCCCAUUUUUAUGUUAAUACCAGCAACACCAACACUGUUAUUUAUAAGAGAUGUGGUUUGUCAUUUAUUGUAAAUAACCCUGUUUCAUCUUUCUCUCUCUCCAUGUUUACUUGUUUCUACAACAGUUUUUCUCUAUGUUGCUUCCUUUCUUUUCUGUAGCAUUUUUCAGUUCCAGCCUCCACCAUAAUGGGCUGUGGAACCUCCGUUUCAACUCUUAGAUUUGUUCUUUGUUUCUCAAAGUAGGAAAUAGGAAGACAGCACUGCAGUCUGAGUUUCUACUGUGGAGCCUCUGAGAUUAGGAGCAUAAUAAUCUUCUUUGUGUGAAUGUAAGAGGUUCAGAUAUACCAUAUUAAUCGUAAAAUAAAUCUAAUAUAACUGGAAUAAAAGAGAAAGACACUGUGAGGAAAAGAAAUGGAAGUGGAAGUGAUGAACAGGAGGAAGUAGAAAACAAAGUAUAUUUGUAUGUGUGGAGAAACGGCAAAAUGCUCAAAGACGGGAAACAGAAAGUUAUGGAAAUGUAAAAAAGGAAAAUGUAAAGAGUGUGAACAAAAAAUGA